AUGGUAGAUAAUAUCGAUACUCAGAGCCUGAACGAGUAUCAGAAGCUUGUCGCGACAGGAUUAGGCUGUCUCGAAGCUGUUUUAGAGAGUCCAAAAUUGGCACCGCGGUUGGAAGCUAGAAUACGAUUCCGAUAUGCCAGUAUAUUGUCCGAGGAAACAAACAAUGUGAUGGAGGCUGAGACUGCCCUGACUAAGGGUAUCACGCUUUGUGAAAGAAAUCGAUUUGUCGACCUAAAGUAUGCCAUGCACUUUCUUCAGAUCAAAUUACUCUUCUCGCAGCAGAAAGUAAAGGCAGCUAUGAUUGCUGUAGACGGCCGGAUAAGGGAUGCUGAAGUGGUGAAACAUUACCAUUGGAUUUACGCUUUUCGCUUCCUUAAAACUUCCAUGUACCUCCAGUCUGCUAACCCUGCCGAGACGCACGCACUCGAUAACCUAAAAGCCAUUGCCAAUCUAGCUAGCCAGAGGAACGAACAUGCUAUCUUUGUGGUGGCCUCAUUACUUGAGGGCCUCAGUCUUCUCAAGACUAUGAAGGACGACGCCAUAGUUCGUGUACAAGCCUGUAUUGCUCAAGCCCUAAAGUAUCAGUUCGAGGAUUCGGUUCGCAUACCGCAACUCGAUGCUUUAGCCCUCAUGCUAGAUCUCGCCUGUAGUUUACACCAAAAGUCGGUCCAGGUAAUCAUGCAGAAAUUGAAAAAUCUACAGGAUCACAUGGACACUUACAUGAACGACAACUCUUGGCAUCCCAUAGAAUCGCAACUCCUUCUGCCCAUUCGGAAUAGCAAUAUAAUGACAAUCAGCCAUGAUACGGCGGCUAUAUUGAGGCCUGGACCAGAUAAUGGUUUCUACGACUAUCUAGUCAUGUCGUUCUGGAGCAAAUUAGAAGCUUACAAUGUCACAUAUACGUAUAGCGGCCUUGCGCUCUUGUACCAAUCUCCUCGCAAUGACAAGAGAAUAUUUAGACUUUGGGAAGAGGCCAUAACCCAACUGCAAAAGAAUGGCGUUAGACUACAGGGGCUACCAAAUUCGUUAGCGGACGCUGUUACAAAAGCGGAUUGGCAAAGAGAAUGGAUGUGUUAUCUCUACAUCCUCCAAGGUCUGCACUUUGCAACCCACACUCGAUGGCCAGAGGUUAAGAAAUGCGUGGCAAAAUUAGAGGAUAUGGUUAAGCCACCUCUUGGGGCUAUUGUCGUGCUAUACUCGACAUAUCUUGCAGGAGUGUACCAUCAAGGGACUGGCGAUUUAAAAACCGCCAACUCAAUUUUCGGCAACCCCAUCUUUAGCCUGGACAACGACAGCGGAAGAAGCGGAAAUCGAAAAGCAGCCGAAGUUGACGUGUCGCUACUGGCGACCUUCAACCGGAUCUGGAUCAUGCAGCACCCCGAUUACAGAAACGACCGAUUAACAAUUGAGCUCCUGGAGCAACUCCGUCCGCUCUGUAGCGAUCACCCUAACGUGGAGAUCCGCACAUCGUACAAUCUUGUGCUAGCGGCGGUCCAGACGAACCCGCCCAUCCCGAUGACAGCAGUCAAGAUGCAUAUAUCUACGGCAUUGAAUAGCGCCCAGUCCUUAGGUAACGUACAUACGUUGUCGAUAGCGCUCAACGUCAUGCGUGCCAAGCUCUUCCAGAACAUCGUGGGUGACCAGGCCCUAAAGAGCGCGAAGGCGGCUUCGAAUCAGGCGAAGAGGAGCGGUAAUACGCUGUGGAUGAGUGUGGCAGACGGCAUGCUUGCCCAGAGCUUUGAUGUUCAGGGACAGGCCCUCGACGCGCAGAAGGCGUGGGGUGAUGCGACGCAAUAUGCACGGCAGGCCUUUAAUAUGAUGGGCCAGGAGGGCUCGGCCUGA
Molecule: messenger RNA, 1842 nt
Organism: Daldinia childiae
Lineage: Eukaryota; Fungi; Ascomycota; Sordariomycetes; Xylariales; Hypoxylaceae
Exons: 5
Coding region: 1-1842 (613 amino acids)
Biological process (GO): mitotic sister chromatid cohesion; maintenance of mitotic sister chromatid cohesion
Cellular component (GO): chromatin; SMC loading complex
Molecular function (GO): double-stranded DNA binding
Source: RefSeq, a predicted model, not a curated record